Molecule: messenger RNA, 1287 nt
Organism: Beta vulgaris subsp. vulgaris (sugar beet)
Lineage: Eukaryota; Viridiplantae; Streptophyta; Magnoliopsida; Caryophyllales; Amaranthaceae
Exons: 4
Coding region: 315-1280 (321 amino acids)
Source: RefSeq, a predicted model, not a curated record
AUUUAAUAUAAUUAGUAAGUAAUGUUGAAUAUGUUAAAUAUAAAUUUAAUGCAGUCCCAUGACAGUGAAGGUGGACAAGUAAAAUUACAGGGAGAGGUUGUUAAAACACAAUUAGAUAAGUGUAAUGGAUCGUACCCAAAUGUAAAUUGUAGGGUAGAGACUCUGGGGAGAAUAGUAGGUGGUUUUGAUGAUCUGAAAAUCAAGUGGGUUAGGGAGAUGGGGUUUGAGGGGAUCCUUCAUUUGAAGAGAAAGGAUUGCCACGUUCAUUGUGCUAUUGGAUAAAGUCUGUGUUUGAUCCUUUUAACAAAGUAUUGAUGUUGCCGGGGGGUGUUGAGUACCCGUUGGGUAAGAGCCAAGUGUAUUGGAUUUUGGGAAUUCCGCAUGGACCUAGGAAGGUUCGUAUGGUAGCACGCAGUGAGGGGAUGAAGAUGGCAGUGAGCAAUAUUCGUGAGAGGUAUGCAAGUGAUGUUGGUGUACCAUUGGUUAAAGUUAUUGAUGUUGUCGAGUCCGUAUGUGUAGAUCAAGAACAUGAAUUCAAGACGGCUUUUUUGAUGCUUUUGUUAGGGGAUUUUCUUUGCCCGACAACUUAUCGAAGGCUAGAGAGUAAGUUGUUGGCUGCUUGUACUGUGGCGAUGGAUGCAGUGAAUUAUGAUUGGUGUUCCCUUGUAUUGGAUAAGUUAGCUGAGCACGGGCGGCACUUUGCAGAGAAGUUUUAUAAGGAUGGUUAUGCAAAGGGAUGUGGGGGAUGCACAUACUUCCUUGCGAUUCUGUACUUGGAUAGGCUGAACCGUCGUCCUUUGAAUUGGGGGAUGUUUCCUAGAGUGAAAGCAUGGUCAGUGCAAGAUGUGAACUUAGCUAAAGCUGAGGACAAAAUUGGAAGUGGUGACUAUGGAAGCCUGAAGUGCAUUGAUGUUGCUUAUGGUGAGAAUCAUCCGAUGAUGCCGAGGGACACAAUGGGUCCAGAGCACAUGGCUUAUGAGAUUGCUGGGCUUGUUCUGAGUGGUUUGGGUAUAGAACUACCAGCAGCACGCAUGGGAGUUGGUGGAGUUGGUGCACGCAUGGGAGGUGUAAUGGGAGGUGUUGGUGUUGGAUUAGGUGGUGUUAUGGGAGGUGACAUGUCAGAAGGUGAAGUUAUUCGGCCACGACGUAGGGGUGGAAGGGUUGAGCUGAGGCAUAGGACAAAUAGAAGAGAAGUGAGUGAAGGUAUGGAUCCUGUUGGUAGGAUUUUAAUUACAGAAGAGGAGGGUGUGAGGCAAGAAGACAUGGAGGGUUUUGUGUAGGGGAACA